AUGAUUACAAACUCUGCUCUGCAUCAUCCAUCCAUCCACAUUAUUAACCUAAAAAUAAUUAAUUAUGAACAUGGCGGAUUCAUUUCCUGGGUCCCCUUGCAUGCCUCAGCACCAACCAUAUGCAAACCAAUCGUCCAAGCUUCCCCUCUUUCUCUUUUAUAUAAGAUCCCUUAUCUCCCACCCCAAAGUAUCCUCAAGAUUAAACCUCACCCUUCAUUUCCUUUCUCUGGCGGUCUAGCUUUAUUAGCCGAAGAACUGGCGAACAAUCAAGCCAGACUGGAGGGCCAAGAGGAAGAAUACUCUAACGAAAGGGUGGUCAGAGCCCUUUACGACGCACUGAAUUCUCGAGACGUUGAGACGGUGCACCGCCUUCUGGCAGCAGACCUCGAGUGGUGGUUUCACGGCCCGCCAUCACAUCAGCAUUUGAUGCGGUUGCUCACUGGAUCAACUGAACCCUUCAUUUUUGUUCCUCUGAGAGUUGCUGCCUUCGGUUCCUUGGUCAUUGUCGAGGGUUACAACAAGGAACGCGACGUUUCUUGGGUGCAUGCUUGGACCGUCACUAAUGGGAUAAUAACUCAAGUUAGGGAGUAUUUUAACACAUCUCUCACCGUCGCCCGACUUAGCAACUCGGAGGGAGGUCCACCGUCGAUAUCAUCGGCCCCGACUGUCCUAGCUAAUUGCCAGAGUAUUUGGCAGAGCAAGCUCUGUGAUGACAAGGCUGUGCCUGGCCUUGUUUUAGCUCUCUAGCUACGUAGUCAUCUGCACUCUCUGGUUUAAUAAGGAGUAUAAUUCUCUAUUUGCCUUCUUGUUUCGUCCUCUUUUCUUGUUUGUUACUGUCUUAAUCUGUCGUUGACAGGCUCGUUAGUUUGAUGUCUUUCUUGUGUAAUUUAUGUGUUGAAAUCAUGAAUAGAACGUGUCCUACUUACUUAACCAGUAUAAACGUCAUGUAUUUUGUGUUACUGUAACAUUGUGUGAAAUCUUGAACGCGUUACAAGUACUAGCAGGGAAAUUUUUCAUAAUCACAUGUUACAUUUUACUUCA
This is a messenger RNA of Theobroma cacao (cacao), 1041 nucleotides long. The record is from RefSeq and is a predicted model, not a curated record. Lineage: Eukaryota; Viridiplantae; Streptophyta; Magnoliopsida; Malvales; Malvaceae.